AUGGCCGAUACUAUAGCUGUUUCUUUAACGAUUGCUGCUGUCCUUGUGAUCAUUGUUGUCGUUAUCAUUAUCGUUGUGGUUGUUGAUCCUGUCAUUAUUGUUGUUGAUGUUCUUGUUAUUGUGGUCGUUGGUAUUGUCGUUAUCGUUACUGUGGUUGUUGGUACUGUUAUUGUCGUCAUUGUUGUUGUUGUGGUUGUUGUUGUUGUGGUUGUUGUUAUUGUGAUUGUUGGUAUUGGUAUUGUUGAUGUUGAUGUUAUUGCUACAGUUAUAGUUGUCAUCAUUAUGGUCGUUGUCGCCGUCGCCUUUGUUGUUAUCAUUAUCGUUGUGGUUGUUGAUCCUGCCAUUGCAAUUAUUGUUGUUGAUGUUGUCAUCGCCUUUAUUAUCAUUAUAGUUCUUGGUAGUGGUAGUGUUGCUAUCGUGAUUGUUGGUGUUGUCAUCGCUAUUAUUGUUGAUGUUCUUUUUGCCGUUAUUGUCAUUGUCGUUGUUGUUGUCGUUGUUGCUGUUGUUGUUGCAGUUCUCGACAUUGUGGUCGUUCUCCUCGUCGCCUUUGUUAUUGCCAUUAUCGUUGUGGUUGUUGAUGCUGUCAUUGUUGCUAUUGUCGUCGUCAUUAUUGUUGUCGGUGUUAUUGUUAUUAUUGUGGCUGUUGUUGUUAUCGUUGUCGUUAUUGAUGUUGUUAUUGUUGGCAUCGCCUUUGUUAUUGUCAUUAUCGUUGUGGUUGUUGGUACUGUCAUUGCCGCUAUUGUCGUCGGUGUUCGUGUUAUUGUUGUGGUUGUUGCUGUUCUCGUCGUCAUCAUGGUUGUUGGUGUUGUUGUUAUUAUUGUGGCUGUUGUUUUCAUCGCCUUUGUUACUGUCAUUAUCGUUGUGGUUGUUGGUAGUGUUAUGAUCGUUGUUGAUAUUGUCAGUGUCGUUGCUGCUGUUGAUGUUUUUGUAGUUAUUGUUUUUGCCGUUGUUGCCAUAGUUGUUGGUAUCAUUGUCGUUGUUGCUGUUGUUGUUGCAGUUCUCGACAUUAUGGUCCUUCUCCUCGUC
Dracunculus medinensis (Guinea worm) is the source of this 1026-nucleotide messenger RNA. The record is from the annotation of a GenBank genome assembly. Lineage: Eukaryota; Metazoa; Nematoda; Chromadorea; Rhabditida; Dracunculidae.